AUGACAUCCACUGACAAGGAAGCUAUGGAUCUAAGAGCUCAAAUCCAACAAUAUCUUGUGGAAUCUGGGAAUUAUGAACGCAUUUCUAAUAAACUAGCGCAAAGGCUGCUGGAUGAAGGUUGGAUGGAACAAGUAAAAAAAAUUACACGAGAGACGAUGGAGGAUGAUAAUACUACAAAUUUCUCAGAAGUGCUAAAGCGAGUUGAGCCAGAAGCUGUUAAUUUAGUUUCUUCAAAUACGAAGGAUGAGAUAAUGCAGCAAAUUAAAGCGUUUUUGUAUGACAUUGUGGAUACGCAGUGA
Molecule: messenger RNA, 300 nt
Organism: Eremothecium cymbalariae DBVPG#7215
Lineage: Eukaryota; Fungi; Ascomycota; Saccharomycetes; Saccharomycetales; Saccharomycetaceae
Gene: SUS1
Product: Sus1p
Exons: 1
Coding region: 1-300 (99 amino acids)
Biological process (GO): regulation of transcription by RNA polymerase II; positive regulation of DNA-templated transcription; poly(A)+ mRNA export from nucleus
Cellular component (GO): DUBm complex; nuclear pore; SAGA complex
Molecular function (GO): chromatin binding; transcription coactivator activity
Source: RefSeq, a predicted model, not a curated record